AUGAUGAUGAUGAUGAUGAUGAUGAUGAUGAUGAUGAUGAUGAUGAUGAUGAUGAUGAUGAUGAUGAUGAUGAUGAUGAUGAUGAUGAUGAUGAUGAUGAUGAUGAUGAUGAUGAUGAUGAUGAUGAUGAUGAUGAUGAUGAUGAUGAUGAUGAUGAUGAUGAUGAUGAUGAUGAUGAUGAUGAUGAUGAUGAUGAUGAUGAUGAUGAUGAUGAUGAUGAUGAUGAUGAUGAUGAUGAUGAUGAUGAUGAUGAUGAUGAUGAUGAUGAUGAUGAUGAUGAUGAUGAUGAUGAUGAUGAUGAUGAUGAUGAUGAUGAUGAUGAUGAUGAUGAUGAUGAUGAUGAUGAUGAUGAUGAUGAUGAUGAUGAUGAUGAUGAUGAUGAUGAUGAUGAUGAUGAUGAUGAUGAUGAUGAUGAUGAUGAUGAUGAUGAUGAUGAUGAUGAUGAUGAUGAUGAUGAUGAUGAUGAUGAUGAUGAUGAUGAUGAUGAUGAUGAUGAUGAUGAUGAUGAUGAUGAUGAUGAUGAUGAUGAUGAUGAUGAUGAUGAUGAUGAUGAUGAUGAUGAUGAUGAUGAUGAUGAUGAUGAUGAUGAUGAUGAUGAUGAUGAUGAUGAUGAUGAUGAUGAUGAUGAUGAUGAUGAUGAUGAUGAUGAUGAUGAUGAUGAUGAUGAUGAUGAUGAUGAUGAUGAUGAUGAUGAUGAUGAUGAUGAUGAUGAUGAUGAUGAUGAUGAUGAUGAUGAUGAUGAUGAUGAUGAUGAUGAUGAUGAUGAUGAUGAUGAUGAUGAUGAUGAUGAUGAUGAUGAUGAUGAUGAUGAUGAUGAUGAUGAUGAUGAUGAUGAUGAUGAUGAUGAUGAUGAUGAUGAUGAUGAUGAUGAUGAUGAUGAUGAUGAUGAUGAUGAUGAUGAUGAUGAUGAUGAUGAUGAUGAUGAUGAUGAUGAUAUUGUUUAGAAGGACAAUGAAAGUUACAUGA
Schistosoma mattheei is the source of this 966-nucleotide messenger RNA. The record is from the annotation of a GenBank genome assembly. NCBI's taxonomy places the organism in Eukaryota, Metazoa, Platyhelminthes, Trematoda, Strigeidida, Schistosomatidae.